Parus major (Great Tit) is the source of this 5195-nucleotide messenger RNA. It is a transcript of the gene CMKLR1, whose product is annotated as chemerin chemokine-like receptor 1. The record is from RefSeq and is a predicted model, not a curated record. Gene Ontology annotation, cellular component: plasma membrane. Gene Ontology annotation, molecular function: G protein-coupled receptor activity; complement receptor activity. Lineage: Eukaryota; Metazoa; Chordata; Aves; Passeriformes; Paridae. Gene Ontology annotation, biological process: positive regulation of macrophage chemotaxis; complement receptor mediated signaling pathway; regulation of calcium-mediated signaling. The transcript has 3 exons. Bases 1895 to 2980 code for a protein of 361 amino acids.
GUGCCUCAGUUUCCCCUGUGGCUCUGCCUCCUCGCUUUGACCUGGGGGUCUCCAGCUGCUGGGGGAGGUUUGGGAAAACUUCCAGCCCGGAUCCUCGCUGGCAGGAGCUCAUUCCCAGCCUGCUGCUGCUGCUCCCGUGGCGUCCCACAGCCUCGUCCCCUUCCCAGCCUGCGGGAGCGGGACAGAGGGGUCAGGGAUGGUGGCAGGGCUGGAAUCACGGCCAGGAGCUUUUGGGCAGGCUGGAGCUCGGGGUUUGGAGGUUUAAACUCCCUCUUGAUGGGCUGGUGGUCGAUUUCCACCGAGGAAUGGGGCUUCAUCCCGGGUAUCCCGGUGGGGAGUGGGAUGCUGAGCAGCGUCAUCCCUGUGGAUCUGUUGCCAUGGCAAUCACCGGCUAAAAUAAAGGGCAAUUGGAGCUGGGUACCCGGAGCUGCUUCCCCCUUUGGUGCCUCACUCCUUGAGAUUGCCGGGAGCUGGAUCCCUCCGGUGUAACCCUGGGCUGGAAAUACCGGAGGCAUCGAUGGGGCGGCCUCGGGUGCCAGCUUGGGAUGGGGCUUUCCCUAGGGCAUGAGAUGCCACGGAAUUCUUAGGGAUGCUCGGGAUCCGGCCUGCAGGGUGAGACCCAAGCUCAGCCAGAGCCAUGAACCCCCACGAAACCGAGACCAGCACCUGCCACAUGUCCCCAGGGACACCCCUGCCCUCCGGGGACAUCCAGGACUGUGGCAGGGCUGGGUGGGGUCUGGUGCCGGCAGAUCCAGCGGGACGUGGAGAUCCAGUUUUACCUCCAGCCCUUCCCAAAGCCGAGCUCCAAACAUCUGCCGGCAAUUCCUCUCUCCCGGGAAGCUGUGCCGGAGCUGCGGGGGAGCUGCCCGCGCCUCCCACGCCCGGAGGAAGCGGGUUGGGGUUUGGGGUGCGCUGGGAGCUGGGAUGGAAGGAGGGAAGUGCUCCAAGGAGGGAAGGGCAGAGCAGCUGCCGGGGAGGAGGCGGCAGCAGGGCGGGCACGGACCCGGCUGUUCCCAGGGGAUUUGUUUGUCCUGUCCGGGGUGUCCCGUGCCGGGGACAAGCAUUUUCUAGGGGGGACAAGCACCAAAGCAAGGGCUCCCCCGGCUUCCCCAGACCCUGGCAGGUCCCAGCCCGGAUCCAUUUCAUGAUGUGGCUCGAAGCGUGAUGCACUUUGACAGCUCAGGCAGGAUCUGAUGUACUCAAAAGCUGCUCUGCUGGUUUGAUUUAAUUUAAUUUGAUUUGAUUUGAUUAGGUUCUAUCAGUUCUCCUCAACCUGCCUCCAGUAAAAGCCUGGCCGGAGGGCGCCGGGCAGGCAGGAGGCGGUGCUGGCAGCCUGCCCGUCCCUAAAAACUCCUGGAGCGGGGCUCCGGCACCGCCCUGCCCGCUGGGAUCCGCCGGGCCGAGCAUCCCCUGCCCUCCCCGCGUCCCCGGGACUCGGAUCCCGCCGCUUUUCCCCGGUCACAUCCGUCCCCCGCCCGUCUGCCUUGGCCAGGGCAGAGGGUUUUUUUCGCGCAGAAAAGCUGGAUUUGAACAUUUUCUGCUGUUCUCUCGGUUUCCUGUUGCCUUCCCAAGAACAACAUCCCUGACCUCAUCCUCCCCCGGUACGCGCCGGGAUGCUGCCGGUGCGAGAGCCGCCCGUCGGGGAUCCCACCCGGCCUUCCCUGGGUACCAAGACAAACACAGCUGCGGGAAUGACGGAGAAAAAGCUAUUUUGGCUCACUCCUUAGGCCGGUGUGGAGGGAGCUGCCGUUGUGUCCCGGGACACUGAAGUGUCACCUGUGCCCCAUCCCGACGGAGAGGAGAGAGCAGGGGAAAAUCACCAGCUGCAGAUCUCAGCAUCCCAGAUCCCAGGGAUCCCAGGGAUCGCACGGCUCGGCUGCCGUUCACACGGACAAUGGCGCUUCCCAACCUGUCCGACUACUUGGACGGCCUCAAUAACUACAGCGACUACCCGGACUACACCUACGAGGACGCCGGCAGCGUGUGGGCAGACCCGGCCCACGACCCCAAGGACAUCACCAGGAUCCUGUCCGUCAUCAUCUACAGCGUGUCCUGCGUGCUGGGCAUCCUGGGCAAUGGCCUCGUCAUCGCCAUCAUCACCCUGAAGAUGAAGAAGUCGGUCAACGCCGUCUGGUUCCUCAACCUGGCCGUGGCCGACUUCCUCUUCAACAUCUUCCUGCCCAUCAACAUCGCCUACACGGCCAUGAGCUACCACUGGAUCUUCGGCACGGUCAUGUGCAAGCUGAACUCCUUCCUCCUCAUCCUCAACAUGUACACCAGUGUCCUGCUGCUCACCACCAUCAGCUUCGACCGCUACGUGUCCGUGGUGUUCCCGGUGUGGUCCCAGAACCACCGCUCCACCAACCUGGCCUACGGGGUUUGUGUGAUCAUCUGGACCCUGGGCAUCGUCAUGAGCUGCCCCUCGCUCGUCUUCCGGGACACGGCGCAGACCCGCAACUCCGUGAUUUGUUUCAGCAACUUCUCCCUGUCCAGGAAUAAAUCCUACGAAGGGCUGGCGCUGAUGAGGCACCGCACGGUGAACAUCACCAGGUUCCUGGCCGGGUACAUCCUCCCCAUCACCAUCAUCACCUUCUGCUACGUCGCCAUCGUCUUCAACCUGCGCCGGAACCGCCUGGCCAAGUCCAAGAAGCCCUUCAAGAUCAUCGUCACCAUCAUUGUCACCUUCUUCCUCUGUUGGAGUCCCUACCACCUGCUGAACCUGCUGGAGACGGUGCCUGAUGCAGUCCCCUGGUCAGUGUUUGAGAUCUUCAUCCCGCUCACCACGGCCCUGGCGGCCUCCAACAGCUGCAUGAACCCCGUCCUCUACGUCUUCAUGGGCCAGGAUUUCAAGAAGUUCAAGGUGACCCUCCUUUCCAGGCUGGUGAACGCCCUCAGCGAGGAGACAGGACACUCCAGCAUCGUGCACAGGAGCUUCUCCAAGAUCUCCUCCAUGACUGAGAAAGAGACAACAGUUGUCUAAGCCCAGCCUGCAGGAGGGACAGAGUCCCCUGGUGUUGGCACUGUGAGGGUGACCACCCCUGUGGUGGCCCUGGUGUGGGUCCAGCAUUGUCCAGCACUGUCCUACAGCCCGUUUUUGACUGAGGGCUGGCAGGGGGUGGAGACCCCCAAGGUGUGGAGAAGACACAACCACCCUUGAUCUUGUGUGGGAUUGCAAAAAUCCUUGUGCCAAAUGAAGGAAACGUUUUGGGGCAUUCCCAUCCAACCCUCCCCUGACCUGGGAAGGGCUUUCCUGGUGUUUUCCAGAGGCACCGUGGUGGGUCACGGGAUAUCAGGAAGGCAUCUCCCGUGCCAUGGGUGAUCCCUGCCAUGGCCAAAUUGGGGACAUUCCUCUGUCCCAUGGCUGUGUGUGGCUCCUCAUGGUAAAUUCCUGAGGGAUUUUGGUACCAGAACAAAGUGUUUGUGACUGUUUCUGGAAGUGUCCUUAUGUUGGAAUAUCCCACCUCAAAAAACCGGGAAGUCUCAAAUAUCUUCUAAGAUCCAGACCCAGAGCCACCUUCCAGUGUGGGGAUUGGGCUCACACACAGGGGCACCAGCAUGGAAAACUGGGAGAAAAAAGAGGGAAGAGUCAAUUUGGGAUGUCUUUUUACGCCUCCUCUUGAUGGGCACGUUCCACACGGUGCAUCCUGCAGAGCAGUUGGAUGUUUGGGACCAGGAACAGGUCCACGAGCUGGGAAUGAGCUCCUGGGGAGGACCUGCUGUCCCCUCCUGUAUCCAGGGGAGAGUGGCCAGCUGCUCCCUGGUGGGACUGGUGGGUUCUAUGGGAUGAUUUUUUUCUCUCCCAUCUUGGGAGACUCUGGGAAUCUCGUGGGAGACUCCGCUGCCCCACACCAACCUCUGCAGUGAGGGACGGGCCGAGCCACCACCUCGAUCCAAUUUCAUGCAGUUAAUUUGAGAGCUCCUUCUCCAUUAGGGCUCCUUCACCACGAUCCCAGUGUCACCCUCAUUUAUGUGUCACCCCCAGGACAGCGAGGAAUCCCUGGAGCUGGAAUUAGGCAGCCCCCAGUGGCCUUGGGGACAUUUCAGGACAUUUCAGGAGGUCCCUCGGGGAGCUUUGUGCAGAGUUUUGACACGUUGGCAGUUGGGAGUCUGCUCCCAGGUGCCUCCAAAAGCUGAAAUAUUUAUUUAUAGCUUUCCUUGGAUAUCAGAAAGUGGAAAAUAAAAUGGAGAGGCAGCUCCCAGGAAAGGCCAGGGAGCUGUUUCCAGGCAGCACAUUGUGCCAGCCGCAGGUGGGAGUAAAGCUCCGGUAAUCGAGCCGCGGGAACACCGCGGAUCAGAGCAGAUGCUGCAGCGGGAGCUGGAUUUCAGGAUUUCAGGAUUUCAGGAUUUCAGGAUUUCAGGAUUUCAGGUGGAUUAUCCAGCGUCCUCUCCGCCCCGGCGCUGCCUCGCUGCUCCACCUUGAUCUGCAUCGCCUCCUUCGUGUGAUGGGACACUCAGCACCCGGAUUGUCUCCGUAUCUCCUGGGGUUGGGAUGCACCCGCUUCCCCAGGGAGCACUGCCACAUCCCUGCGCCACACCACGUCCCAUGGCCAGGCCCAGGGCUGCUCCCAGCCCUGAUCCACAGAGAUCCACCCUGGAUCCGUACCCAUGGAAGAUGCAGUGCCUGAGGAGGCAGUAGGGCCUCUCUGGUGGUGGGAGGCGGCUCCUCUUGCUCAUUUUCCCCAGUAUUUAAUUAAUACUGCUGGAAGGUUGCCAGGAUCCUAUUAGGAGUGGGAUAGGACAGAUGGGAUGGACGGGACAGAUGGACAGACGGGGCGGUGACAGGGACACACAGAACUUGCAGAGGAUCUGUUUAGGGAACAGUGGGAAUGGGAUGUACCCGGAGCCAGCAGCCUCUGGGGCUUUUUGGGCUCAGGGUUUGGAGAAGGUCUGGAUGUGGGAACAGCGGGAUGAAGCCUCGAGGACUGGAUGCCAUCCCACUGCCCCUCGGGUUGGCGCUGGGAUGUUUGUGAUGGAUCCAGGAUGCUCCUCACUAAUCCUGGUGUCUGUUUUUUUCCAAGCCCAUCUGUUAUUACUCCAAACAGCUUUCCAGAAAAAGGAAAAGCAGUGCCUUGGUACUUACCCUGGGGUUAAAUCAUCCCUGUAAUGGCAGCUUGGGAAUCCCAAGUUUCCCAAAUAUUUGAAUCCGUCUUUGUAGCUGUUUGCUUAUUUAAUAAAAGCUCUGCUUUCCAGACAAA